GAGCUGACUGUGAAGAUGGAGGGGCCGGAGCUACUGCUUGACUCCAACAUCCGCCUUUGGGUGGUCCUACCCAUCGUUAUCAUCACCUUCUUUGGGCACUACGAGUCGAUCCUGCUGCAGAGUGACAAGAAGCUCACUCAGGAACAAGUCUCCAACAGUCAAGUCCUAAUUCGAAGCAGAGUCCUCAGGGAAAAUGGAAAAUACAUUCCCAAACAGUCUUUCUUGACACGAAAAUAUUACUUCAACAACCCAGAGGAUGGAUUUUUCAAAAAAACUAAAAGGAAGGUAGUGCCUCCUUCUCCUAUGACUGAUCCCACUAUGCUCACAGACAUGAUGAAAAGCAAUGUGACAAAUGUUCUCCCUAUGAUUCUUAUUGGUGGCUGGAUCAACAUGACAUUCUCUGGCUUUGUCACAACCAAGGUACCAUUUCCACUGACUCUCUGUUUUAAGCCUAUGCUACAGCAGGGAAUUGAACUACUCACAUUAGAUGCAUCCCGCGUGAGCUCUGCAUCCUGGUACUUCCUCAGUGUCUUUGGGCUUCGGAGCAUUUACUCUCUGAUUCUGGGCCAAGAUAAUGCCGCUGACCAGUCACAGAUGAUGCAGGAACAGAUGACUGGAGCAGCCAUGGCCAUGCCUGCGGACACCAACAAAGCUUUCAAGACAGAGUGGGAAGCUUUGGAGCUGACGGAUCACCAGUGGGCACUAGAUGAUGUCGAAGAGGAGCUCAUGGCCAAAGAUCUCCACUUUGAAGGCAUGUUCAAAAAGGAAUUACAGACCUCUAUUUUUUGAAGACCAAGGAGGGAUUUGCUGUGUCCGGAACUCAGAGUAGUGGUUAACUUUGUAACUUUGGUUUGAGCUGGAGCCUCUCAGAAUAAA
Molecule: messenger RNA, 876 nt
Organism: Canis lupus familiaris (dog)
Lineage: Eukaryota; Metazoa; Chordata; Mammalia; Carnivora; Canidae
Product: ER membrane protein complex subunit 3-like
Biological process (GO): protein folding in endoplasmic reticulum
Cellular component (GO): membrane; EMC complex
Source: RefSeq, a predicted model, not a curated record